AUGGAUGCUCAACCUCCUUCAACCGUCGGUUCUCGAAGGGGAGUGCGGCUUCCCCCAAUCCAAACAACAAGCAGGAGCUCAACUGUCCGUGUUAAGCCCCCUCUCCCAGAGGAGCUUGAUAACGAGGAGUCGGGAAAUCGAGUUCCUCUUCGUCCCAAACAGCACGGAUUCGCUAUUAGGAAAUGGUUUACGAGGUCAAAAUCACAACCAUACAUCCCUGGUAGAGAUCCUCUGUUAUCCGCCACGAUAGCUCCUGAAGAACACAGUAUCGCCAGCCAUCCUUCAGGAAUAGCUUCACCACUUCAUAACGCGAAUGUCACGCCGAUAUCAGUCACAUCAUCAACACCAUUCCCCAUUACCAAUGAUGACAUAUCAGCCGCUGUUGAGGAGCCAGGAGCUUUAUCAGCAUGGGACCCUCCGCCUUUUUUUAUGGCGUAUCCCAAGGCUGUGAAACAUGCCACCUUGCCGUGCCCUAUCCUGUCCACCGAUGAAAUACUGCGUCGUAAGAUGCGUCGAGACCUAAAGGCCAGCCACUCUCGCGACAAAACAAUGGAUGGUGAUAGCAAUAUGGACGGAAUUGGGCACAAGGGUGUUAUCAAAUCGAAAACCUGGAAGAAAGGAAGAAAAUCGCAAUCCAGGAGCCAGUCUAGCUUCUCGUGUGGUCUCAAAUGGUCCCAGAAGAUAUUCAUAUUGGCGACAAGCGGGCAUCUACUUCAAUAUGGUAUCGACGGAAACUUUGAUCGACUCCCUGAAGAAGUUCUUGCACUAGGAAGGGAUUCAGUUGCGUUUGCAUGCGAUGCAAUUCCUGGCAGACAUUGGGUUUUACAGAUCUCCCAGACCCAAGAUGAUGUUGAACCAAGCCUAGAGCCGAAGAAGACAGUAUUAGACCGAUUUAGGCGCACCAGCAAUGCGGAGCCACAGAAACCGACGAGCAGUUUCUUACUUAUUCUGGAUAGCGCCGAAGAACUGACGUCCUGGCUUACUUUUGUCCGGCGUGCAAUACAAAUCCUUGGAGGUAAAGACUAUCCUCCUGAAACGCGUGGAGUCAAUCAGCUGCAAUCUUCGCCAUUGACAUCCGAAACCGUCAAGGGAGUCGUUCGGAAAGGCAGCGUAGACCAGGCCUUGUCAUCUACACCAAGUGUAAGGGAUGAGCAGGUAUCUGUACCUGGUUUGACCAGAAGAGAAAGCCAGAGAUAUGUGCAACAACCAGCCGAGAGAUCCUCCCCAUCGUCUUUGGCAAGUGUUGUGGAACUAGACAACCUCAGGCGCAAUUCGAGACUAUCUUGCGUUUCCAUUGGAACUCGAACAAUGCCUAGUUCUCAAUCCUCCUCUUCAUCUGUUACAUUGAAGACUCCAACACCAAAAAGUCCAUGUAGGGAAUCACCCGGAACCUCUCGCAGUCCUCGUCGAAUUGCAAGCACCGACUUGGGGUUUAGACGCAAGUCUUUUAUCAGGGCUUGCGGUAAUUCAGAGGAUUUUAUCACCGAGACGCCGCUGCCACCGCUCCGCGCAGAAACCCACCUUGUUUGCACUCCGAACUUCAGCCACCCGAUUGUCAACAAACGAAACUCGAUAGCAAUGAGCCCCAAGACAAUAUCUUUCCCGGUUGAGAGUGGACCAUGUCAAAGUCCUGUUUUACAUGUAAUUCCAGCUUCCGAGAUGUUCCAUGGGCCCAAUAUAGGGCCCAAUAUUGCCACAAAAAUCAAUUCCACUCACGGAUCACCCCCACGAAGAAGGGGGAGCGCUAGCAGUGAUCUACUUGAUUCUGAGGGGGCUUACAGUACCGCUGGAACUGAUAGUAGUGAGACACAAGAACUGGAUGAUGAUAUACCCUCAUUAAUACCUAUUUCGCCCCUUAGACGGACCCAUCAGACAAGAAGGUAUUCUUCCUCUGAUGGUAUGCAAUGUUUCAAUCGACCUAUCUCUGAAUACCGACCUGCCCUCUCUACUCUCAGGGAUGAACCGUUGGAUAUCCCCGGCCUGUCUCCGGGGUACAAUACAAUAAGCAAUCCACGCAGCCGCCCAAGGCCGCAAAGCCUAGGCCCAAGGGCUUAUAGCGAACCUAGAAUCAAGGUUUGCCGGAAUUCCCGCCAUCCAAGUCCCAGCUCGGAACUCAACCAGGACUCAAUUGGACGCCAGCGAUCUAAUACUGCAAAGUCUUGCAAUAGCAGGAGAUCAUCUUUGAACUCCCUCUCAAGCCGGAAAAGCAUGCCUCAAAUUCCACAUGGGCCUCCUCCAGCUCCUCCUCCAACCUGCCCUCUACCAGAAGUACCAUCACUUGCUAUUCCAGAGGCGUUGCCUCCGUACGAGUCAAAACGACUGAGCAUUGUUGGCUGCCAAUGGCUACCACAAAAAAGCGCCGAUUAA
Molecule: messenger RNA, 2367 nt
Organism: Trichophyton verrucosum HKI 0517
Lineage: Eukaryota; Fungi; Ascomycota; Eurotiomycetes; Onygenales; Arthrodermataceae
Product: peptidase family M20/M25/M40 protein
Exons: 1
Coding region: 1-2367 (788 amino acids)
Source: RefSeq, a predicted model, not a curated record